Messenger RNA from Cygnus atratus (black swan), 3171 nucleotides. It is a transcript of the gene CNKSR2, whose product is annotated as connector enhancer of kinase suppressor of Ras 2. The coding region runs from base 73 to 3171 and encodes 1032 amino acids. The transcript has 22 exons. Gene Ontology annotation, cellular component: cytoplasm; membrane. The record is from RefSeq and is a predicted model, not a curated record. Gene Ontology annotation, molecular function: protein binding. Gene Ontology annotation, biological process: regulation of signal transduction. Lineage: Eukaryota; Metazoa; Chordata; Aves; Anseriformes; Anatidae.
AGUGCCCCGCACAGCCUCGCCCCUCGCCCGGAGAGCGGCGGCCGCCCGAGCCCCGCGCCGCCGAAGCCCCCCAUGGCCCUCAUUAUGGAGCCCGUCAGCAAGUGGUCGCCGAGCCAGGUCGUCGACUGGAUGAAAGGUCUUGAUGACUGCCUGCAGCAAUAUAUUAAGAACUUUGAGAGAGAGAAGAUUAGUGGCGACCAACUACUACGUAUUACACAUCAAGAACUGGAAGAUCUUGGAGUCACGCGAAUUGGCCACCAGGAGCUUAUCUUGGAAGCAGUAGACUUGCUCUGCGCACUGAACUAUGGUUUGGAAACAGAAAAUCUGAAAACCCUUUCUCACAAACUAAAUGCAUCUGCCAAAAAUCUGCAGAACUUCAUCACUGGGAGGAGGAGAAGCGGUCACUAUGAUGGAAGAACCAGCCGCAAAUUACCAAAUGAUUUUCUGACAUCAGUAGUGGAUCUCAUUGGAGCAGCUAAAAGUCUGCUGGCUUGGUUGGACAGAUCACCUUUUGCUGCUGUGACAGAUUAUUCAGUAACAAGAAAUAAUGUCAUACAGCUCUGUCUGGAACUAACAACAAUAGUACAACAGGAUUGCACAGUAUAUGAAACAGAGAAUAAAAUUCUUCAUGUGUGUAAAACACUCUCUGGCGUCUGUGAUCACAUUAUUUCACUCUCUUCUGAUCCACUGGUUUCCCAGUCAGCUCACCUUGAAGUGAUCCAGCUUACAAACAUCAAGCCAAGUGAAGGGCUGGGUAUGUACAUUAAAUCAACAUAUGAUGGUCUCCAUGUAAUUACUGGAACAACAGAAAAUUCACCUGCAGAUCGGUGCAAGAAAAUCCAUGCGGGGGAUGAAGUGAUUCAAGUUAACCACCAAACUGUGGUGGGGUGGCAGUUGAAAAAUUUGGUGAAUGCACUACGAGAGGAUCCGAGUGGUGUUAUCUUAACUUUGAAAAAGCGACCUCAGAGCAUGCUUACCUCAGCACCAGCUUUACUGAAAAAUAUGAGAUGGAAGCCCCUUGCUCUGCAGCCUCUUAUUCCCAGAAGUCCUACAAGCAGUGUUGCUACACCAUCCAGCACUAUCAGCACACCUACAAAAAGAGACAGCUCUGCCCUCCAGGAUCUCUACAUACCCCCUCCUCCAUCAGAACCUUAUGUUCCCAGGGACGAAAAGGGAAAUCUCCCAUGUGAUGAUGUCGGCAGACAUAUAGUAGGCAAACCGGUUCAUACAGGAUCCGAAUCUCCAAACUCAUUCCUUGACCAGGAAUAUCGAAAGCGCUUUAAUGUCGUUGAAGAAGAUGCAGUUUUAUAUUGCUACGAGUACGACAAAGGAAGAACAAGUGGUCCUGGAAGGAGAGAGAGCACACCAACAUAUGGGAAACUAAGGCCUAUUUCUAUGCCAGUAGAAUAUAACUGGGUGGGGGAUUAUGAAGACCCCAAUAAAAUAAAAAGAGAUAGUAGGAGAGAAAAUUCAUUGCUUCGCUAUAUGAGCAAUGAGAAAAUAGGCCAAGAAGACUACAUGUUUCAAAGGAAUAGCAAAAAGGAUACUGGGAAAAAAUCGAAAAAGAAGGGAGACAAGGGUAAUAGUCCAAGUCAUUACUCAUUGUUGCCUAGUUUACAAAUGGACUCAUUGAGACAAGAUGUCAUGGGCACACCUGGACCAGAGACCACUUUGUACCACACAUUUCAGCAGUCUUCUCUACAGCAGAAAAGUAAAAAGAAGAACAAAGCUCCUAUUCCUGGUAAAAGCAAAAGACGGAUCUCUUGUAAAGAUCUUGGCCGAGGAGACUGUGAAGGCUGGCUUUGGAAGAAGAAAGAUGCCAAGAGUUAUUUCUCCCAGAAAUGGAAAAAAUAUUGGUUCGUCCUGAAAGAUACAUCUCUCUAUUGGUAUAUCAAUGAAGAGGAUGAAAAAGCAGAAGGAUUCAUCAGUCUACCUGAAUUUAAAAUUGACAGAGCUAGUGAAUGCCGAAAGAAAUAUGCAUUCAAAGCCUGCCAUCCUAAGAUCAAAAGUUUUUAUUUUGCUGCUGAACAUCUAGAUGAUAUGAACAGAUGGCUAAACAGAAUUAACAUGCUUGCUGCUGGCUAUGCAGAAAGGGAGAGGAUCAAACAAGAGCAAGAUUACUGGAGUGAGAGUGAUAAGGAGGAAGCUGACACUCCAUCGACACCCAAACAAGACAGCCCCCCACCCCCGUACGACACAUACCCACGGCCUCCUUCGAUGAGCUGCGCAAGCCCUUAUGUGGAGCCCAAGCACAGCCGGCUGUCCUCCACGGAGACCUCCCAGUCGCAGUCGUCACAUGAGGAGUUCCGCCCGGAGGCGGCGGGGAGCGCCACCGACUCGCCGGUGCGCAAGACGGCGAGCCAGAGGCGCUCCUGGCAGGACCUCAUAGAGACGCCGCUGACGAGCUCGGGACUCCACUACCUGCAGACGCUGCCACUGGAGGACUCGGUGUUCUCCGAGGCAGCCGUGGUCUCCCCCGAGCACCGGCGGCAGUCCACCUUGCCCACCCAGAAGUGCCACCUGCAAGACCACUAUGGCCCCUUCCCACUCAUGGAGGGUGAGCGGAUGCAAGGGCUGAAUGGCAACGGGGGGAAGCCCCGAAGUUUCACGCUGCCUCGGGAUAGCGGCUUCAACCACUGCUGCCAGAGCCUUUCAGUUGGUGCCGCUGAUCACCACGAAGAAGCGCAGCAGAAGGAGGUGGAGGAGGAGGAGGAGGAAGAAGAGGGCAAAGCAGCAGAAGAAAACCAGGAAGAUAAAAUUGAAACUAUAGAAGAAAAAGCAGCAAACUCCUUGCAGGAUUUGUACAGAGCCUUGGAGCAGGCCAGCCUGUCUCCUUUAGGAGACCGACGGAUUUCCACUAAGCUGGAGUAUAAGAAAUCUUUUAUAAAGAGAUGUAGCGAUCCAGUAGUCAAUGAAAAACUACACCAGCUGCGAAUUCUGAAAAGCACUUUAAAGGCCAGGGAAGGAGAAGUAGCCAUUAUCGACAAAGUUCUGGAUAAUCCAGACCUGACGUCUAGAGACUUUCAAGAAUGGAAGCAAAUGUACCUCGAUAUCUUCUGGGACAUCUGUCACAGCAGCACCCCGCGGGACUCUGUUAACGGCUCGUCCGAGGUUGAUGCACUUCUAGCCUCCUUAGCACACACGCACUCCUACAUUGAAACGCAUGUAUAA